UGGUCUGCUCUAGUAGCUCACACGUGAAAGCGGAGACCUGCGGUUGAACUCACCGUGGGUUUGUGUGUGUGUGGUUUGGACCGGACCGGACCGGGUACUACGGAUCUGUGAAUCCGGCUCCAUGCUGUACCUGAUCGGCCUGGGGCUCGGAGACCCCACGGACAUCACAGUGAAGGGUCUGCGGGCGGUGAAGGCCUGUUCCCGGGUCUACCUGGAGGAGUACACCUCUGUGAUGAGCGGAGGAAAGGAGGCUCUGGAGUCUUUCUAUGGCAGGUCUCUGGUCCUGGCUGACAGGGACUUGGUGGAACAGGGGGCUGAGCAGAUCCUGAAGGACGCCCAUGAGACCGACGUGGCCUUCCUGGUGGUGGGGGACCCCUUUGGAGCCACCACCCACAGUGACCUGGUCCUCAGAGCAGUGCAUGCUGGGAUUCCAUACAAAGUCAUCCACAACGCUUCCAUCAUGAACGCCGUGGGCUGCUGUGGUCUGCAGCUCUAUAACUUUGGGGAGACGGUGUCUCUGGUUUUCUGGACGGACUCGUGGAAACCUGAGAGUUUUUACGACAAAAUCUGUAAAAACCGAAAGUCUGGACUUCACACCCUGUGUCUGCUGGAUAUUAAAGUUAAAGAACAGUCCAUCGAGAACAUGAUGAGGGGAAAGAAAAUCUACGAGCCGCCUCGCUUCAUGACGGUGUGUCAGGCGGCCAGUCAGCUGAUCCAGAUCAUCCAGAGGAGGAGGGACGAGGGGGAGGAGCUGGGUCUGACAGAGGACACUGUGUGUGUGGGCGUGGCCAGGCUGGGCUCUGACGACCAGAGCAUCCGCACGGGGACGCUGCGUCAGCUGGAGUCAUGUGACCUGGGCGCUCCGCUCCAUUCACUGGUGGUCACAGGUCAGCUCCACCCCCUAGAGGUGGACAUGCUCCGACUGAGCGCAGAACCAGGAGCACUGGGACACCUGACCAUGGUGGACGGGUCCACCUACACCUCCUAGACCUGAGGACCCACAUGAGGACAGGUCCACCUACACCUCCUAGACCUGAGGACCCACAUGAGGACGGGUCCACCUACACCUCCUAGACCUGAGGACCCACAUGAGGACGGGUCCACCUACACCUCCUAGACUUGAGGACCUACAUGAGGACGGGUCCACCUACACCUCUUAGACCUGAGGACAGGCUGAAUGUGUCCACUGUCCUCCAGUCCAGACGGAUGCUUGGAACCAAAUGUCUGUUUCUGUUUGUUUUGUUUUUUUUGUUUCUGUUGUUGAUCUAAACUCAGACUCCUGUUUUUUUUUUGUUUUUUUUUUUUAACUCAGACUCCGUCUGUUUCUGCUCAUGUUUGACCAACAUCAUCACAUCAGGUCACAUGACACCAGUCUAGGACACAUGGGCAGGGGGAGAGGCCACAGCUGAGCUAAUGCUAAAUGCUAGUUUGGAUCAAAGUGGUUUUACAUUUUAGAAGAACCAUGAUGACAAUAAAAAGAGAUGAU
This is a messenger RNA of Sphaeramia orbicularis (orbiculate cardinalfish), 1486 nucleotides long. Its product is annotated as diphthine methyl ester synthase. NCBI's taxonomy places the organism in Eukaryota, Metazoa, Chordata, Actinopteri, Kurtiformes, Apogonidae. The transcript is spliced from 7 exons. Gene Ontology annotation, molecular function: diphthine synthase activity. The coding region runs from base 122 to 988 and encodes 288 amino acids. The record is from RefSeq and is a predicted model, not a curated record. Gene Ontology annotation, biological process: protein histidyl modification to diphthamide.